AUGGUUGUCAACCACGAGGAAGACCAUCUUGUUGGCACGGAGAACCGACAAAUAUCUAAAAAGCUCCUUAUCUUGACAGCAUGCGCGAUGUUUGUGUUGGCCGCGGACUUCGGAUUCUACUGUGCGGUGGCGCCUCAGACAGCCGUUUUCGAAGAUAUCAUCUGCCGCAACUUCCAGGUCGGUGCCUUCAAUAACAAUACUAAUCAUACGAAUAAUAAUGAUAAUGCCACGGACUCCAUCCCUGAUGGCAAUCCCUGCAAAUCUGAGGCUGUGCAGGGUGAACUGGCCUUGGUGCUGGGAUACAAGGAUAUGUUCGAUAUGCUGCCUGGUCUCGUGUUUUCGCUCCCUUAUGGAGUACUAUCUGACCACUGGGGACGGAGACCCGUCCUGUAUCUGGGUGUAGUGGGUAUCCUGCUGGCAGACAUCUGGAUCCGGAUUGUUUGCUUCUGGUCCAAUGUCAUCCCUCUUCGCAUGGUCUGGCUAUCAGGUCUCUGGCGGGUCAUCGGUGGCGGCGACCAAGUUGUCACGUCAAUGGCCCUGGUCAUGGUUGCGGACAUCUUUUCAGAAGAAGAAAGAUCAACGGCCCUGUUCCGUCUCCAAUCCUGCGCGACCCUCGCAGAGAUCCUGGCCACCCCCGUCAGCGCCUACCUGAUGACCUUCGACCCGUGGGCGCCUUAUUUGAUUGGGAUAUGCAUGGUGGCCCUGGGCGGCAUUGCGUCGCUGUUUCUGCCGGAAACCCUCGAAGAUGCCAAAGCCAAGCAAGCACAGCCAGACGCACCAGAAAGCAACGAGAGCGAGCAUGAUCUGCUGCACCAGGCCCACGAGUUCAAGCAAUCCACCCAGUUUAUCUGGAGAGACUGGAAUAUGUGCUUGAUGGUUGUGGUGCUGUUUGUCACGGUGUUGAGCAAGCAGUCGACAAAUGUGCUGCUGCAGUAUGUCUCGAAGCGGUUUGACUGGAGCCUUGCCCGGGCCAGUCUUCUGAUCUCACUGCGCGGGUCCUUCACACUCGCCAACUACCUCAUCCUGAUGCCAGCACUAUCAUUCCUCGCCGCGCGAUACCUCGGGCUCCACGGCAAAUGGCGAGACUACCGCCUAACACAAGGCAGCGGCGCACUCUCAGCAAUGGGAUUCGCAGCCAUGUCCCUCGCACCCGCGCCAGCCGUACUGAUCGGCGGACUAGUGAUAUUGUCGCUAGGCGCAGCCUUCCUAGUCACAGCACGCAGUCUCGCCACAAGUCUCGUCCGGCCCGACCAAGUCGGCACCUUAUACUCGGCGAUUGCCAUCGCGCAGGCUGCGGGGAUGCUGGUAGCGGGCCCGUUGUUCGCCAACCUGUUCCGGCUGGGAAUGCACAUGGGCAGCGUGUGGAUGGGGCUGCCGUUUCUACAGGCGGCUGCGUUCUAUGCGGCUGCGACUGUGGCCAUUUGGUGGAUUCGAUUGGGGUCAGUGAGGAGCGGCGAAGAGGAGUGGGAGAUACAGCCUCUGCUUGCGGGGUGA
Messenger RNA from Penicillium alfredii, 1494 nucleotides. RefSeq names its product MFS transporter. Bases 1 to 1494 code for a protein of 497 amino acids. Gene Ontology annotation, biological process: transmembrane transport. The transcript is spliced from 6 exons. Gene Ontology annotation, molecular function: transmembrane transporter activity. Gene Ontology annotation, cellular component: membrane. The record is from RefSeq and is a predicted model, not a curated record. Lineage: Eukaryota; Fungi; Ascomycota; Eurotiomycetes; Eurotiales; Aspergillaceae.